This is a messenger RNA of Trichomycterus rosablanca, 1326 nucleotides long. It is a transcript of the gene bhlhe41, whose product is annotated as basic helix-loop-helix family, member e41. Gene Ontology annotation, cellular component: nucleus. Gene Ontology annotation, biological process: regulation of neurogenesis; regulation of transcription by RNA polymerase II; anterior/posterior pattern specification. The transcript is spliced from 5 exons. Gene Ontology annotation, molecular function: RNA polymerase II cis-regulatory region sequence-specific DNA binding; DNA-binding transcription factor activity, RNA polymerase II-specific; protein dimerization activity. Bases 75 to 1256 code for a protein of 393 amino acids. NCBI's taxonomy places the organism in Eukaryota, Metazoa, Chordata, Actinopteri, Siluriformes, Trichomycteridae. The record is from RefSeq and is a predicted model, not a curated record.
UACGUGCACGUACAGCGCCUGGACUCGGAUUUACAAUCUGAUUACUGAUUCAGCAAAGACGCGGAUGCAAAGUUAUGGAUGAAAGAAUAUCCCGAGUGCAGGACAGAGCGUUCCUGGAUCACACUGACUUUCUGGGGGUGGAAUAUCCGUCUCUUUAUAUGUGCAAGUCUAAACGAGGUAUGAAACGUGAAGAAGGGAAGGACGCUUAUAAGUUACCACACAGACUUAUAGAGAAGAAAAGGAGGGACAGGAUUAAUGAAUGUAUCGGACAGCUGAAGGACUUACUACCUGAACACCUCAAACUAACAACGCUGGGUCACCUGGAGAAAGCGGUUGUGUUGGAAUUAACUCUCAAACACCUGAAUGCAUUGACAGCUGUUACCGAGCAGCAGCACCAGAAGAUCCUCGCUCUGCAGAACGGAGACCGGUCUACGAAAUCCUCCCUCCGUGCAGACUUGGAUGCUUUCCACUCAGGAUUUCAAGCCUGCGCUAAAGAGGUCCUGCAGUAUCUAAGCGCAGUUGAGAAAUGGACCAGUCGGGAGCAGAGGUGCACACAGCUCAUCGAACACCUACACAAAGCUUUAGGGCAACUCGCACAAUCCCCUUCAGGAUCACAGGAGCGGGACAGCAAUGCCAACUGCGUUCCUGUUAUUCAAAGGACUCAAAAUCCUGAGGCUAACGAGAACGACACUGACACAGACAGCGGAUACGGAGGUGAGGCUGAAAAAAGCAACACCAGAGCUGAAAAAGUUGUAGGAGUUAAAAUAAAACAGGAGUUUGGAGAUGAGCACAUUACUAAAAAACCCAAACUGAACUGGAAUGACAGUACAAGUGUGGGAAGCACUGAGCAGUCAAACUUGGCACUUAUGAACUCCAUCAUUGGAAUGGCUAGCAUGGGGCAGCAGACUCCGUUCUGUGUUCCAUUUUACUUCAUAAAUCCUUCUGCUGCCGCCUCAUAUAUGCCAUUUGUCGAUAAGAGCAGUCUGGAAAAAUUGGUCUAUCCAGCACUGACCAGCCCAUUUCCAUGGAUCUACCCUGGAAUCUCUGCUCAGACUCCUGUCAGUGCGUCUGCUGUCUUUUCCAGCUGCUCUACAGAGAAGAAUAAUGGAUUUGGGGCUUUAAAAGAAAAAGACUGUGCUUUUUUAACUAACAACGCUGAGCAAACCGAUGUAUCCUCUCCAACAAGUGAGGAGCAGAACUCAGAAAGCGACCAUACUUGGGAUCAGCCCCAAAGAAUGCAAGAUAACGAUACUUAGAUUAGUACCUAAAUGGUACCUAAGUUUGAACAAUUGCACUUGUGACGAUGCGUAUUUACCUAUUUCUUAA